This is a messenger RNA of Salvia hispanica, 1111 nucleotides long. Its product is annotated as geranylfarnesyl diphosphate synthase, chloroplastic-like. Gene Ontology annotation, molecular function: geranylgeranyl diphosphate synthase activity. Gene Ontology annotation, biological process: isoprenoid biosynthetic process. NCBI's taxonomy places the organism in Eukaryota, Viridiplantae, Streptophyta, Magnoliopsida, Lamiales, Lamiaceae. The record is from RefSeq and is a predicted model, not a curated record.
UGAUAAAUCUGAUAGCACAGAACAAAAUAUCUGUAAAAUCUGUGCAGCAAUUAGAGUGAAUCCAAUGCUUAGCAGUUGCAAAUGGCUUCCUCCACUAGCUCACAACCUCAAAUCCCUAAUCAGACCAAUCCACCAAAAACACCCCCAAAUUCCCAAUCCAGACUUCAAUCUCACCGCUUACAUGGCCGACAAGAUAACCGCCGUUAACGCCGCCCUAGCCGCCGCCCUCCCGCCGCGCCACCCGUCCAAGCUCCACGACGCAAUGCGCUACUCCCUCCUCUCCGGCGGCAAACGCAUCUGCCCGAUCGUCUGCCUCGCCGCCUGCCGCCUCGUCGGCGGCGACGAGGCUGCCGCGAUGCCCUCCGCCUGCGCGCUCGAGAUGAUCCACGCCAUGUCUCUCAUCCACGACGACCUCCCCUCCAUGGACGACGCCGACCUCCGCCGCGGCCGCGCCUCCUGCCACAUCGCCUUCGGCGAGCGCGCCGCCGUCCUCGCCGGCACCGCGCUCCUCGCCCGCGCCUUCGAGCACAUCGCCGCCGCGACGGCAGGAGUUCCGGCGAGCAGAGUCCUCCGCGUCGUCGGCGAGGUGGCGGCGCUGAUCGGCGCGGACGGCGUGGCGGCAGGCCAGGUCGUAGAUCUGCGCGGCGGCGGCGGAGAUGGCGUCGGAUUGGAGGUGCUGGAGUACAUCCACGUGCAUAAGACGGCGGCGGCGGUGGAGGCGGCGGCGGUGGCGGGGGCGGUGAUCGGCGGCGGGGGCGAGGAGGAGAUCGGGAAGGUGAGGGUGUACGCUCGGCGGGCGGGGCUGAUGUUUCAGGUGGUGGAUGAUGUGCUGGAUGUGACGAAGACGACGGAGGAGCUGGGGAAGACGGCAGGGAAGGAUGCGGCCGCGGGUAAGGCGACGUAUCCGAAGCUGAUCGGAGUGGAGAAGUCGAGGGAGCUGGCGGAGAAGUUGAAGAGGGAGGCGGGAGAGCAGCUUGUUGGAUUUGAAUCGGGGAGAGCGGCGCCGUUGAUGGCGUUGCUUGAUUUUAUUGCUUAUAGAGAUAAAUGAUUUUGGUAGACAUGUUUGUAUUAGACCAUGGCGGAUGCUUUUUGGUGGACAAUUGUUUUUUUA